AAAGUUGGCAAUGUUUACAUUUUCCGGGUUCUCUGCGGAAGUGCUUCCAAACAAACUUUUAACGUUGUAACUGUAGUAGCAGCUACUGUGGUAAACCGCUGUAAUGUACCACUGCGUAGGGAAUUUCAAAAGAUUAUAAGCGAAGUUAUACCAAAGAAUAUGUAUAGACGUUAUUUCUCCAUGAUGUGAAAUAAGGAACAAUCGACAAAACAGAUACAAAGCUACUUGUAUGCGCAAGAAGUGUUGCGGUUUACGAUUUGAAAGCAUGCAUAAAUCACCCUCUUUCAAACGUUAACAGUAAAACAUUAACAUUCCUAAUAACCGCGUUUGAACUUGAAAUUUUGUUUUCGUUUUUUGUCUAUACAGAAGGAGCUAAUUUCUUCCAAUUUAAAUUAAUUUAAUAUUUAAUUUAAAAUAAAAAGAAAAUAUCUUUCCAAAUCUACACUUUUUCACAUAUAUUUUCCAAAGGUACUUAUAAAGAAUAUCCCAGGUAUAAUUAUGCUAUUUUCUCAUGGUCCCAUUUUUCCUGCUGUCAUAUUUUUGAUAUACUGUGUUUUUGGUAACUAUUCCUUAGAUAACAUGGUAGCAAUUGCUCCAAAGGAGUCUAAAAAACAUGAUAAAUUGACAGCUGAUGAACUAUCAUUACUGCACUCAACUGCAAAAGAUAUUUCACACUCAAAAGGCGGUAUGAGUAAAAAUGAGGAAGAACUCAAGGGCAUUCAUCAUGAAUUAAGAAGAUCUGUUAUAAGGAAAGCUACAAUACAGUCAGAAUCAGACAAUUUGGAAGCUCUUCUUUCUGAUUUUCAGAAGAAUAUUUCAGAUAAAAUGUCACUUUUACAAGAUAUGAAAGAUCUGGUCCAUCAGUAUGAUGUUGGUGUAAAUUUGGUCACUAUGGGAGGUUUAGAACUGCUUCUUUCUCACCUUUCAUCGUCUGAUGAGAAUAUUGUGUCUUCUAUUCUUUCAGUACUUGGGGCAGCCAUGCAAGGGAAUCCUCAUGUGCAAAAAGCUGCUCUCCAGAAAGAGAUUGGUCUUCGUUUAAGAAAUAUCCUAUCUGAGUCUCCUAACCUGUAUUCUCGUGGUAUGAUUGUACUUUCAGGCUUUUUGCGAAAUCUGCCUGAAGCUCAAAAAGAGUUCUUUAGUAAUAAUGGUGCCUUAAUUUUAGCAAAUAUAUUACAAAAUCAUGUGGUAUCAACAGAUACUAAAUUGAAAAUUAUUAAUCUUUUGAGUGAUUUAGCUACAGAACAUGUAAGUAUGAACUUUUAUCUUUCAUUAUUUAUGAAUUACAGGGUGAUCAUAAAAAAACUUCCCUGA
Stegodyphus dumicola is the source of this 1311-nucleotide messenger RNA. It is a transcript of the gene Sil1, whose product is annotated as Sil1 nucleotide exchange factor. Gene Ontology annotation, molecular function: adenyl-nucleotide exchange factor activity. NCBI's taxonomy places the organism in Eukaryota, Metazoa, Arthropoda, Arachnida, Araneae, Eresidae. Gene Ontology annotation, cellular component: endoplasmic reticulum. The record is from RefSeq and is a predicted model, not a curated record.